UGGCAAGUGGCCCGAUUGGGAAACAGUUGUCCCCGAUAUUGCCCGACAUCUGGGCAGUAUAUAAGGGGAACUUGGCUGGCAAACGAGCAGUCAAAGACUGAAUCAGCAGCAUGUCUACAGUGUUUGUAGUGGCCCUCAUUCUCUGCGGAAUCCUGCAGGUUGUGUACUGCCAGGAUAACACAACCACUACGCCCACGGACUACUGUCAGAGUGGUUUGUGUCAUUUUACGAAAAAACACAUUGCCUGUAGAAACAAAGGAGAGAUUAGCAAACAGUGUCCUGCUGGCGCCCAGCUGGUCAAUCUAAGUGGUCUGCAUGAUCUGAUCCUGGAUGAGCACAAUGCAUUGCGUAAUAUCCUUGCUGCUGGAAAAGUCUCGAAUUUACCUCAACCCGAUCGCAUGGCCACACUGCAGUGGCAUACCGAACUGGAGUAUCUGGCCACACUGAACGUGAAGCAGUGUGAUUUGAAGUACGAUCUUUGUCACAAUACUCCUGAUUUCGGUAACUCUGGCCAGAAUCUGGCACUGGUCAAUAUAAACUUGCUAAAAGGAGAUGGAAAUCACACAACUGAGUGUCUAAUAAGGGAGUCUAUUGGCGGCUGGUGGAAUCAGAGUGCCAAUAUCACAAAGGAGCAGUUGCAGCGUUUUCCAAAGGGAAAAUUGGCUGAAUCCAUUAGCAACUUUGCCGUUAUGGCCCGAGACAACAACACGUUCGUGGGUUGUGCUGCCUUGAGUUUCGAGAAGCCCGCUGGCCAUCCUCAAUUCCUGUUGGCCUGCAAUUAUGCCAGCAAUUAUGUCCCCGACUGGCCUAUUUACCGGGAAAAAGCCAUCGGCUGCCAGUCGGGCUCUGACCCCAAGUAUCCAUCCCUUUGCAAGGCUGGUGAGCAAUAUCAAGAGCAGCCGAUGGAUGAGACCACUAAGGCGAAGAGCUUUUGGAGGCUGUAGGAGUGCUAAAAAUAACACUUAGCCAAGUGGGCGGAGUGGGCGGAGGUGCACUCACAGUCUAUUUAACAUGUUGAUUUGUGUCACAGUGCGUGGCGGUCAUAUAUCAUCUCACAGCAGCCGCAUUAGUACAGACACCUGGAAAACCAGUGAUGCCAUUUUAUGAAAGCCAAAAAAAUCCGAAAAUUUGAGUAAAAUAAUAUAAGCUGUGAACGAAA
Messenger RNA from Drosophila gunungcola (fruit fly), 1159 nucleotides. Its product is annotated as antigen 5 like allergen Cul n 1. The record is from RefSeq and is a predicted model, not a curated record. The transcript has 3 exons. Lineage: Eukaryota; Metazoa; Arthropoda; Insecta; Diptera; Drosophilidae. The coding region runs from base 111 to 944 and encodes 277 amino acids.